Saprolegnia parasitica CBS 223.65 is the source of this 779-nucleotide messenger RNA. RefSeq lists its product as hypothetical. Bases 13 to 666 code for a protein of 217 amino acids. Gene Ontology annotation, molecular function: hydroxyacylglutathione hydrolase activity. The record is from RefSeq and is a predicted model, not a curated record. NCBI's taxonomy places the organism in Eukaryota, Oomycota, Saprolegniomycetes, Saprolegniales, Saprolegniaceae. The transcript has 3 exons.
UUCGCAACGAAGAUGGCGCAGGUGGUGGUGAUUCCCGUGCUCUCGGACAACUAUGCGUACUUGCUCGUGGACGAAGCGACGAAAACGGCGGCCGCCGUCGACCCUGUCGAGCCGCAUAAGGUGCUGGACGCGGCCAAGGCCCUCAACGUCCAUCUCACACACGUGCUCACGACGCACUCGCACUUCGACCACGACGGUGGCAACGAAGAGAUGCUGCAAUUGCUGCCGCAUUUGACGAUCGUCGGCGGCAAGAACGACCGUGCGAGCGCCGUCACGCACGAAGUCGACCACAACGACGUAGUGCGCAUUGGCGCGCUCGAGGUCCGCGUGCUCUACACACCGUGCCACACGCCCGGCCACGUGCUCUACUUGUGCGAAAGCAACCUCUUUACAGGCGACACGCUCUUCAUCGCGGGCUGCGGCCGCUUCAACGGCGGCACGCCGGCGCAGAUGCACCAUGCGCUCAACACGGUGGUCGCGCAGCUGCCGCUCGAUACCAAGGUCUACUGCGGACACGAGUACACGACCAACAACCUCGCGUUUGCGGCCGCCGUCGAGCCUGCGAACAAGGCCAUUGCUGCCAAGCAAGCUGGGCAUCGGCGCAGACUAUCACGGUGCCGUCGACAAUUGCGUCCGAGCUCGAAACCAACCCAUUCUUGCGCGUGACGGUGCCCGCUGUGCAGGCAUACACACAGGUGUCGGACCCCGUGGAUGUCAUGGGCCGUCUCCGCGAGCUCAAGAACUCAUUUGGCAACGGUGCUGGUCCACGCAAGUAGCUG